Molecule: messenger RNA, 1740 nt
Organism: Girardinichthys multiradiatus
Lineage: Eukaryota; Metazoa; Chordata; Actinopteri; Cyprinodontiformes; Goodeidae
Gene: pdyn
Product: prodynorphin
Exons: 3
Coding region: 207-875 (222 amino acids)
Biological process (GO): chemical synaptic transmission; neuropeptide signaling pathway; sensory perception
Cellular component (GO): axon terminus; neuronal cell body; plasma membrane
Molecular function (GO): opioid receptor binding
Source: RefSeq, a predicted model, not a curated record
CAAAGUUGCUCUGAUGACACAGGCGAGGCUCCACAGAUAAAAGGAAGGCGACGCUUUGAGGAGCAGGUGUUGAACGGAGGACGGAGAGCUGCUAUAGUAUAUGUCCGACUCCUGAGGCGACUGUUUUCCAUGAGUCUGUAAAUUCUGGAAGUAAACCGUUUGCUGGCUUGUCUUGUGUUUGGGUGCGCCCCGGGUUCUGCUGAAGAAUGGAGUGGUACGUCUUGGUGUUGAUGCUGAGCCUGCCGCCCUCUAUCCAUACAGACUGUUCAUCACAGUGCCAGAGAUGCGCCGAACAAAUGCUGCGUCCCGACGCGGCUGUCAGCAGUCUGUCGUGCAGCGCGGAGUGUGAAGAGAAUGAGCUGGAGAGAUGCGCUCCGGCUCCACGGCUGGCCGACUUCACCGAGGACCAGGCGGCGGAGGCGGAGGAGAGUCAACAGGCAGAACUGGUCAAGCGCUACGGCGGUUUCAUCAAGCGGAUCGACAAGAACAAGAACAAAGUGUUCACCUCCUCCCCGUGGCGUGAUAACUCCGUACUGAAGGCCGCAGCGCUGCCUGCAAACUACGAAGAGCUGCUAAAGCAGCUGGAGGUGAGAGGCGCGUCCGCAGAGGAGGAGACCUUGCCGCACAGUUACGUUAAGCGCUACGGAGGCUUUUUACGCAAAUUCGGCCCAAAGUCAAAGAGAAGGAGUUCCGUGGAAGAAGGCACCCAGGAGCCAGAGGAGCUCCAGAAGCGCUACGGGGGAUUCAUGCGGAGAGUCCGGCCUAAGCUUAAUAAUCUGAAAUGGGACAAACGUUUCGGAGGGUACCUGCGGCGCCACUUCAAAUUCUCUGUCCGCUCUGCAGAGGAGCCCUACUCCUCUUCCGCGGAGCUAUAAGAACUCACAUCGGGUACAUGUCAAAAAAUCUCCUGUUCCUGCCCUAUCUGCUCAUUCCAGGCUGCCUUCCACUCAUGUGUCACCGUCUGUCAGUCAAUGACCAAUGCCUAUUUAUUAACGUCCCGUUUAUACCAUUCCUGUUUGUCUCAGCUCAAACCACGCAUAGCGCACGGUUUGAGCAGUUUCCCUUCAAGACUUACUGGAAGUUUGGAAACCAAGCCGAGGUAAGAAUGAGAACAGGAUCAGAAAGUAAAAAGAAAGUGCUGAACAGCCCGUUUAGUUAGGCUUGAAUUGAAACCGGUGAGCAAACAGAUCAUUUAAUGGGUCUGAAAAAUGAAACUUUUCAAAUAAAGUGAGAACAUUUAUUGUGGUGCCAAAGUUUUCCCGAAAUUACUCAAUUUUGAAGGAAUUCUGCGUCUCUUAAUUCACGCAGGCAAUUCACUUGAAUUUUUUUCUGUUAUGUUAAAUAAAAAUGUAACAAUGUAAAAAUAUUUGACUGUAUACUAUGACAGCUUAGGUGAGUAAUGCAGCAGCAGAAAAACUCACCGCAAUUUGGUUGGAUAAUUUAAAAAGGAAAUGAAAUAUGAUCGUGUUUACAAUCAUUACAGUCCAAAAUAUAUCACAUAAUAAAAAGGUGAAAAGGUUUUUUUUUUAAUAAGCAUACUUCUUGCGCUACCUUGUGGGAAAAUAGCGUAACGUUUGUUCCAUUUUGGACAAUUCUUAUCAGGCUUCAAAUGAAAUGAAUGAAUUCACUGAACUGUUUCUGACUCCUGUAACCAUUUGUUUGCCAAAAUGCUUUGAAAUAUGUUUAAGACUUCCAGCUGACAAAAAGUUGUAAAAAGAAAUAAAUUACCAGAAGAUAAAA